This is a messenger RNA of Nothoprocta perdicaria, 2828 nucleotides long. It is a transcript of the gene SNX9, whose product is annotated as sorting nexin 9. Gene Ontology annotation, biological process: mitotic cytokinesis; endosomal transport; endocytosis. The coding region runs from base 7 to 1788 and encodes 593 amino acids. Lineage: Eukaryota; Metazoa; Chordata; Aves; Tinamiformes; Tinamidae. The record is from RefSeq and is a predicted model, not a curated record. Gene Ontology annotation, molecular function: phosphatidylinositol binding; protein binding. The transcript has 17 exons. Gene Ontology annotation, cellular component: plasma membrane; cytoplasmic vesicle.
CGUGUUAUGUAUGACUUUGCUGCCGAGCCCGGAAGCAACGAGCUGACCGUCAGCGAAGGGGAGAUCAUCGUCAUCACCAACCCGGAUGUUGGUGGAGGCUGGUUAGAAGGAAAAAACAGCCAAGGAGAGAGGGGCCUUGUUCCAACAGAUUAUGUUGAAAUUAUAAAUGAAGGUGCAAAAGAUGGAAAUACUUGUGGUAACUCAUUAGCUGACCAAGCCUUUUUUGAUUCCCUCWCCUCAAAUACAGCUCAGACCAGCUCGGCUGCUAAGAGCAGCAAUCAGGUAAACAAUGCCAGCGAUCCAUGGUCAAGCUGGAACGCUGGGAAGUCUGGGAAAUGGGAUAAUGGAAACGCUGGCGAUAGCUGGGCGACAAAGCCUGACAGCGCGGCGGGACGGGGGCACAGUGCCUCAAACAACUGGGAAGCAGAAGCAGCAUUUGGUCAUCCACAGGCUUAUCAAGGACCAGCAGCUGCCGAUGAGGAUGAUUGGGAUGAUGACUGGGAUGACCCAAAAUCGGCCUCACCAUCUUAUCUUAGUUACAAGGAGACUGAGUCGACAGAGGCUGGGGGGCCCCAGCGAGCAAACUCUCGUGCAGCUGCUAUGAAGUUGCCUCUUAACAAAUUUCCUGGAUUUGCAAAACCGGGAAUGGAGCAGUAUCUGUUGGCAAAGCAGCUAGCAAAACCCAAAGAGAAAAUUCCCAUAAUAAUUGGUGAUUAUGGCCCAAUGUGGGAUUAUCCUUCCUCUACGUUUGACUGUGUGGUGGCAGAUCCCAAAAAAGGUUCCAAAAUGUAUGGUCUCAAGAGCUACAUUGAGUAUCAGCUGACCUGCACUAACACUAAUCGGUCUGUCAACCACAGAUACAAGCACUUUGACUGGUUAUAUGAGCGUCUCCUGGUUAAGUUUGGGUUAGCCAUUCCAAUCCCCUCUCUUCCAGACAAGCAAGUAACAGGGCGCUUUGAAGAGGAGUUUAUCAAAAUGCGUAUGGAGAGGCUGCAAGCCUGGAUGACAAGGAUGUGUCGCCAUCCUGUUGUUUCAGAAAGUGAAGUUUUCCAGCAGUUUCUCAAUUUCCGAGAUGAAAAGGAGUGGAAAACAGGAAAGAGGAAGGCAGAGAAAGAUGAGACUGUCGGAGUUCUGAUCUUUUCUACAAUGGAACCAGAAGCUCCAGACUUGGACAUGAUAGAAAUAGAACAGAAGUGUGAUGCUGUGGGUAGGUUCACCAAAGCGAUGGAUGAUGGUGUUAAAGAGCUCCUGACAGUGGGACAAGAGCACUGGAAACGGUGUACAGGACCACUACCCAAGGAAUACCAGAAGAUAGGAAAAGCACUGCAGAGCUUGGCACUGGUCUUCAGCACUAGUGGAUACCAAGGAGAAUCUGAGCUCAAUGUAGCAAUAACAGAAGCAGGAAAAACCUAUGAGGAAAUCGCCAGUCUUGUAGCAGAACAGCCAAAGAAAGAUCUUCACUUUCUGAUGGAAACAAAUCAUGAAUAUAAGGGAUUUCUUGGUUGCUUCCCGGACAUCAUAGGAGCUCAUAAGGGAGCAAUAGAAAAAGUGAAGGAAAGCGACAAGUUAGUCGCGACCAGUAAAAUCACGCCACAAGACAAGCAGAACAUGGUGAAACGUGUGAGCACCAUGGCCUAUGCACUACAAGCUGAGAUGAAUCACUUCCACAGUAACCGGAUUUAUGACUACAACAGUGUCAUUAGCCUGUAUCUGGAGCAGCAGGCACAGUUCUAUGAAACGAUUGCACAGAAGCUGAGGCAGGCACUCAGCCGCUUUCCCGUCAUGUAGAGACUAAGGAGCAGCCAGCAGUGAAGAACAACUCCCAAGUGCUUUUCCGAUUUGGGGGCAAUGCCAAUACAAACUGGUUAGCCUUUGCCAGCCAAAAAUGAACCAAAAAAAAAUCAGUUGCAAAAAAAAGAAAUGAUUUAUGAUGUUUACCUUAUCAGCCUAAAUCCAUCAGAUAUUUAGGUUCUUUUUAUCCUGAAUGCUCUCCCCUUUGUAUCGUUAUUUAAUAAAAGCAGCUAAAUAAUGCUGCCAGUUGUUGGGAUCCAAAUAAUYAAAUUAAUGUGUUGCCAUGGUCUACUUGUUGAUUUGCGUCUAUCAGAUGUUCUUCCAAAUACUCUUCAUCGGAAUUAUGGUUUUUUUUUUUUUUUUAAGUGGGAAAGCAAACAAGCUUGAAAAACUGACUUUGUAUUAAUUCUCCUUGUAUGCAGUUCAGCUCUCUGCUGGCAAUUCUGUAGCYAGGAGGGGUUAUAUUCAUGUAUGUUUCUGGUGCAUAUUCAUCAUAAUCUGAACAAACAUUUUGUUUUAGAAGUUUUGCUUCCCAUGCGCAGCCAUGGCAUACCAUUCUCAUUAUGACUUCUGGUAAACACUUAUUCACUUUUCCCUUCAUGAGUAAAAUCUUGUGUUCUUGUGGCCCAGAGCCACAGAGCUCGUGUCAGGCUCUCUCUCUUCCUCACUAUGCACUGUGCAAAAGAUAAGUACAAACAAGGAAAGAGCCAUUCWGGAAGGUGUGAAAGACAAGUUUUCCCUACCASCAUUUUGAUCCCUCUAAAUAUUAURCCAUAAGGCACUAGUGCUGUACAAGAGCAGCUUCCCUUUUAUGGCUUCAGGAGUUYGGAGUUUUUCAGCAAAGGGGACACUAGGUCACAUUGAACCCAAACUGGUAAAAGUACCGGAAUUCCAGUUGAGCUCAAGUCUUCACAAAGCCAUAUGCUGUGCUAUGGGCUUGGGCUUACGUUCUGUUAAUUUCUAAUGCAAACUGAAAGGUGACAGAGAUACGGAAUAAUAUCACUGGGUAUCACACAAACCUCUCUGCUUUGUUUACC